AACACGAUGUGAUUUAGCAUAUUUUUAGUAUCGAUACUUCAUUAAGAGAGCGAUCAGAGCGCACGCACUGCUCCGUGUCGAGCUGUCUGCGCACACUGCGCUGCGCAGCUCACAGCGAGAGAAGUGGCGCAGCUUUAGAGACUUCGGCUUAAAAAAUAAAAAGAUGCCAGAAGUGAAAUGUUUCAGUCUGUAAAGUUGUGUAACUCUCCAGCUGCUCAUCCUGAUGAACUGUGGAUCAUCUGGUCAGAGACUAACGGCCUCAUAGUGUAUAAUCAAUGCUAUGAUGGAACCAUGUAGUUUCAUUCAUAUCUGGCUGUAUGAAUACUCAUAUUACUGUCAUUUGUUAAGUGUUGAAAAAGUUGGUAAAAAGUGAACCAUACAGAUGUUUUAUUUAUUACUAUUAUAGAUAAAUAUACCAGUCUCGUAAUUAUGGUACCAUAUUGUUUGUAUGGUGUAUUGAAUUCUGGUAUCAUGAUAUUUAUGGCAGGUAUGUAAUAUGUAUAGAAGUUAUAAUAUGAGUAUCGUGACAAACAGGUGGAGACAGAACAGAUUCAGGGAAAAGUCCAUGAGGACUGUUCAGGCAACAAAAAAGGAAGUUGGUUCAUGAAUGACUUUAACCAUAUUAUAUAUAAUGACAAUGUAUAUUUGUUAUUACUAUCAUUAUAGGGCUGAGUCAGAGCGGAGAACCUUUUGGUCUUAAACUGUUUAUUAUCAUUAUUUAGAUUUGUGGUCAGAACAAUAAAAUGACUAGUUGUGGUUCUAAAAGCUUUGAGGCUUCAAACAACGUGGAUGUGGUGUGGUGACAACAACAAAAAAGAGUCACCUGCACCCCUCAUGAGUUUGCAGGUUUUGAAGCAGUGCCGGGAGUCUAACUUCACCAGGUCCCACCAGACAACAGAUGAAGUGGAGGUGGUGCUUUACUAUGAGAGUCUGUGUCCCGGCUGCAGAAUGUUUUUCACUGAGAUGCUCUUUCCCACCUGGCUCAUGCUGAAAGACAUCAUGUCUGUUACUCUGGUGCCCUACGGCAACGCACAGGAGAAACCUGAUGGACAGAAGUAUAUUUUUGAAUGCCAGCAUGGAGAACAGGAAUGUCUGAGCAACAUGAUUGAGACUUGUCUGUUGAACAUGACGGACGUUGCUUACCAGAUUAUCUACUGCAUGGAAUCCUCCACUGAUGUCAUCAAAGCAGCCAAGAGCUGCUUGGAACUCUACAGCACCGAGCUGAGGUGGGACCGCGUCAUGAGCUGCGUAAAAGGGGAUGUGGGAAACCAGCUGAUGCAUCAGAAUGCCCUGAAGACCGGAGCUCUGAAACCUCCCCACCAAUAUGUUCCCUGGGUGACCAUAAAUGGGGAGCACACAGAGGACAUGCAGGACAAGGCCUUAAACUCUCUCUUCACUCUGGUCUGCAGCAUGUACAAGGGCCCCAAGAUUCCAGCCUGCGGGGGGGAGGCGAAACCGAAACGCUACAGAAGCUACUGCCACAAAGAGUGAAGGACUCACUUGCACUGUUCCAGGUGUGGCCACUAAAUGAGGAAUACUGAAGUGUCAUCAAAUAUUUUCUUACUAUAUUUCUGAAAAGGGAAAAAUAAACUCCAUUUAAUAAAAUGUU
This is a messenger RNA of Pseudoliparis swirei, 1609 nucleotides long. RefSeq names its product IFI30 lysosomal thiol reductase a (gene ifi30a). NCBI's taxonomy places the organism in Eukaryota, Metazoa, Chordata, Actinopteri, Perciformes, Liparidae. Gene Ontology annotation, molecular function: oxidoreductase activity, acting on a sulfur group of donors, disulfide as acceptor. The coding region runs from base 790 to 1491 and encodes 233 amino acids. The record is from RefSeq and is a predicted model, not a curated record. The transcript has 7 exons. Gene Ontology annotation, cellular component: lysosome.